Antechinus flavipes (yellow-footed antechinus) is the source of this 9491-nucleotide messenger RNA. Its product is annotated as zinc finger protein 160-like. Bases 3041 to 5698 code for a protein of 885 amino acids. The record is from RefSeq and is a predicted model, not a curated record. Gene Ontology annotation, biological process: regulation of transcription by RNA polymerase II. Gene Ontology annotation, molecular function: RNA polymerase II cis-regulatory region sequence-specific DNA binding; DNA-binding transcription factor activity, RNA polymerase II-specific. The transcript is spliced from 3 exons. Lineage: Eukaryota; Metazoa; Chordata; Mammalia; Dasyuromorphia; Dasyuridae.
AAGUCUCUGCCACAAGCAAAAGGGAAGACAAUGUCAGCAUAGCCCUUAUCUGGCUUCCAUUCCAUUCUGAUCUUACCCUGGGACACAGCAAGGUCCGGGCUCAGGCCCCAGUCUAUGUCUUCUAGUUCCUGGCUUGUGUUGCUGUACGCAGCAUAAUUGGCUCAGUUCUCAUGCGCUCAGCAUGGGCAAUAUAUGUGUCACCAGGCCUUCCUAAAGGCAAUCUGACCUGAUACAAAACCUGAGACAAAAUAAAUUUACAGAGCUAGAAUAAAUGACAAAAUUCUUUUGGAAGAACAAUAGAUCAAGAAUUUCAAGGGAAUUAAUGAAAAAAAAAAUGCAAAGGAAGCUGGCCUCACUGUGCUAGACUUAAAACUAGUCUAAAGUAUAUUAGUAUGUUAGCAUACUAAAACUAGUAUAAAGCAGUGGUUAUCAAAACCAGUUGGGACUGGCUCAGAAAUAAGAGUCAUUGAUCAGUGGAGUAGAUUCACAAGACACAAUGACUAGUGCUUGAUAAGCCCAAAGACUCCAGCUUCCACCACAGGAACUCACUAUUUGACAAAAAUUGCUGGGAAAAUUGCAGAAAAUCGUAUGGCCUAUUUAGAAUACCUGUAGGACACACAGAUGGCUAAAUUGAACAGGAGUUAAAGUAUAAAUUUUUUUAAAAUUUUAUUUAAUAAUAACUUUAUAUUGACAGAAUCCAUGCCAGGGUAAUUUUUUACAGCAUUAUCCCUUGCACUCGUUUCUGUUCCGAUUUUUCCCCUCCUUCCCUCCACCGCCUCCCCUAGAUGGCAAGCAGUCCUAUAUAUGUUAGAUAUGUUGCAGUAUAUCCUAGAUACAAUAUAUGUUGGCAGAACCAAACAGUUCUUAAAGUAUAAAUUAAAUACAAUAUAAGUAUACAUGGCCAAACAGUUAUUUUGCUGUACAAGAAGAAUCAGACUUUGAAAUAGUGUACAAUUAGCCUGUGAAGGAAAUCAAAAAAUGCAGGCAGACAUUCCCUAGAAUGAAACUAGACAUUAACCAACACUCAUUAUCCUAUACUAAGAUAAGUUUGAAAUGGGGUCAUGAUUUAGACAUAAAGGGUAAAAUUAAGGGCAAAUUAGGAGAACAAUGGAUAGUUCACCUCUCAUAUUUGUGGAAAAGGAAGGAAUUUAUGGCCAAAGAAGAAUUAGAGAGUUUUGUACAAAGAAAAUCAUACAGAUUAGAAAGGAAGCAGACAACUGAGAAAAAAAAAAUUUACCUACACCUUUUCUGAUAAAGACCUCAUUUCUAAAAUACAUAGAGAAUUGUCCCAAAUUUAUGAUAAUAUAAACAAUUUCCCAACUGAUAAAUGAUCAAAGAGUAUGAACAAGUUUCAGAGAAAGAAAUUAAAGCCAUUUCUAGUCAUAUGCAAAAAUUAUCCAAAUUACAUUGAUUAGAGAAAUGCAAAUUAAGAUAAAUCUGAGGAAACACUCUGAGACUAAGAUGACAGGAAAAGAUAAUGAUAAAUAUUGGAGGGAAAGUAGGAAAACUGGGACACUAAUACAUUGAUGGUGGAGUUAUGAACUGAUCCAGUUAUUCAGGGGAACAAUUUGGAACUAUGCCCAAAGGGUUUUAAAUUGUGCAUACCCUUUGAUCCAGCAGUGUCUCUGCUGGGUCUGCAUCCCAAAGAAAUUAUAGAAAUGAGAAAAGAAACCAUAUGUGCAACCAUUUUUGUAGUGGCAAGGACCUGGAAAAUGACUGGCUGAAUAAAUUGUGGCAUAUUAAUGUUCUAUACAAUCUAUUGAACAGACUGAUUUCAGAAAAGCCUGUAAAGACUUGCAUGGAUUGAUGAUAAGUGAGGUGAUUAUUACCAAGAGAACAUUGUACACAGCAGCAAGACUAUGACAUGAUCAACUGAAGACUUGGCUUUUUCAAUAGUGAGGUGAUUCAAGGCAGUUCUAGUGGAUUUGUGAUGGAGGGACCCAUCUGCAUCCAGAGAAAAGGCUAUGGAAAUUGGAUAUGGAUUAAAACAUAGUAUUUUCAACUAUUUUGUGGUUAUUUGCUUGGGGGAUUUUUUCUCUCAUUUUUUCACCCUUUUGAUCAGGUUUUUCUUACAAAGUGUGAUAAAGGUGGAAAUAUGUUUGGAAGAAUUGUACAUUUUUAACCUAUAUUUGAUUACUUGUUGUCAGGGUAGGAAGAAGGUGCAGAGGGAGGGAAAAAAAUUUGGAACAGGAGGUUUUGCAGAAGUAAUUGUUAAAAAAGUAUCAUUGCAAUGCCCAACAAUUGGAGAAUGGCUAAAUAAAUUGUGGUAUAUGAAUAUUAUGGAAUGUUAUUAUUCGGUAAGAAAUGACCAACAGGAUGAUUUCAGAAAGGCCUGGAGAGACUUACAUAAACUGAUGUUGAGUGAAAUGAGCAGGACCAGGAGAUCAUUAUAUACUUCAAUAACAAUACUAUAUGAUGAUCAAUUCUGAUGGACGUGGCUAUCCUCAGCAAUGAGAUGAACCAAAUCAGUUCCAAUAGAGCAGUAAUGAAUUGAACCAGCUAUACCCAGCGAAAGAAUUCUGGGAGAUAGAUGACUAUAAACCACUACAUAGAAUUCCAAAUUCCUAUAUUUUUGUCCACCUGCAUUUUUUGAUUUCCUUCACAGGCUAAUUGUACACUAUUUCAAAGUCUGAUUCUUUUUGUACAGCAAAAUAACUGUUUGGCCAUGUAUACUUAUAUUGUAUUUAAUUUAUAUUUUAACAUAUUUAACAUGUAUUGGUCAACCUGCCAUUUGGGAGAAGGGGUGGGGAGAAGGAGGGGAAAAAUUGGAACAAAAGGUUUGGCAAUUGUCAAUGCUAUAAAAUUACCCAUACAUAUAACUUGUAAAUAAAAAGAUAUAAUUUUUUUUUAAAAAGUAUCAUUGCACACAUUUUCAAAAAAAAAAAAAGUACUGAAAACUAAAAAGGAAAUAAAAUUUUAAAAAACAAACUAUUUCAUUUUUUGGUUACAUUUUGAGUUCUAUGUGUCUCCCUCUCUUCCUCCCAACCUUCCUUUACUACAUGGCUUUUGAAGUUUCUUUCUUCUCUCACACUAAGAUCCUAUGGUUUUUCAGAAUUUAUUGACAUUUCAAGAUGUUGCUGUGGAAUUCACCCAAGAGGAAUGGAGCUAUUUGGAUCCUGGUCAGAAGGACAUGUACAGGGACGUGAUGCUGGAGAACUAUGAGAACUUUGUCUCCCUUGGGCUUCCAGUAACUAAACCAACUGUGAUUUCUCAGCUGGAGAGACAUGAAGCCCCCUGGAUAUUAAGGGAAGAAGACCCUAGAUUCAUUUCUGAGGAUUCCCCUGUUGAGAAAAGAGAAUGUGAAACCAAGGAGUCAACUCCAAAACAAUAUAUUGCCAACAGAGAGACAUCCAGAGAGAAAAUCAUAAAGGAUAAUUUCUGCAAAUCUAAAUUGGGAGAUACUUGGAAUCAUGACACUGGAUUAGAAAGGCAGAUAAACAACCCAGAAAAACAGCCCAUUAAGCUAAUUGUUAAGCAUAGCAAAACUUCAUGUAGCAGAAUUUCCAUACUGAAGAACCUUUGUAAAUUUAAUAAAUACAAGAAGCUUUUCAGUUAUCACUCAAAACAGAAUCAUUACCAUAGAGUUUGUUUUCAAGAAGAACCUCAUAGAAUUGAUGAAUGUGACAAAACCUUCCACAUCAAUUCAUGCCUUAAUGUACAUGGAGGAAUUCACCAUGGAGUGAAAUCUCAUAAAUUUGGUGAAUGUGAUAAAGCUUCCAACUACAAUUCAUACCUUGCUGUUCCACAGAAAAAUCUUCAGGAAGAAAAGCCUAUUGAACAAUGUAAUAAUGACAGCAAAACUUUUAGCCAGAGUGGAUAUCUGUCUCAACAUAAGAGAAUUUCUAUUGGAGAGAAAUCCUAUAAAUGUAAUGAAUGUGGGAAAACUUUCAGCCUUAAGGGAACCUUUAAUAGACACAAGAAAAUUCAUGCUGGAGUGAAACAUUGUAAAUGUAAAGAAUGUAGAAAAGCUUAUAGGGACAAGGCAUCCUUUAAUAGACAUGAGCAAAUUCAUACUGGAAAGAAACCCUAUAAAUGUAAUGAAUGUGGAGAAGCCUUCAGGUUGAAAAGAUGCCUUGUUGUACAUGGAGCAACUCAUAGUGGGGUGAAUCCCCAUGAAUGUAAUGAAUGCGGAAAAGCCUUCACUCGGAAGGAUCACCUUAAUAGGCACAAAAAAAUUCAUACUGGAGAUAAACCAUAUAUAUGUACAGAAUGUGGGAAAGCCUUCAUGUUUAUAAGAAGCCUUGAUAUACAUAUGGUAAUUCAUACUGGACAGAAGCCCUAUAAAUGUAAUGCAUGUGAAAAAGCCUUCAAAUUUAAUGGAACCCCGAAUAUACAUAAAAUAAUUCAUAUUGGAUUGAAACCUUGUAAAUGUAAAGAAUGUGGAAAAGCUUGUAGGGACAAAGCAUCCUUUAAUAGACAUGAGCAAAUCCAUACUGGAAAGAAACCCUACAAAUGUAAUGAAUGUGGAAAAACUUAUUGGGACAAGGCAUCCUUUAAUAUACAUGAACGAAUUCAUACUGGAGAGAGACCCUAUAAAUGUAAUGAAUGUGGAAAAGCCUUCAGGUUGAAAAGAGGCCUUGCUAUACAUGGAGCAACUCACACUGGACAGAAGCCCUAUGAAUGUAAUGCAUGUGGAAAAGCUUUCUUUCGGAAGGAUCACCUUAAUAAUCAUAAGAAAAUUCAUACUGGAGAGAAACCAUAUAUAUGUAAACAAUGUGGAAAAGCCUUCACGUUUAAGGGAAGCCUUGAUAUACAUGAGGUAAUUCAUACUGGACAAAAGCCCUAUAAAUGUAAUGCAUGUGGAAAAGCUUUCAAACUUAAGGGAACCCUUAAUAUACAUAAGAAAAUUCAUACUGGAGUGAAACCCUAUAAAUGUAAUGAAUGUGACAAAGCCUUCAGGUCUAAAAAAGGACUUGAGGUACAUGAGGCAAGUCAUACUGGGGAGAAGCCCUAUAAAUGUAAUGAAUGUGGAAAAGCCUUCACUCGGAAGGAUCACCUCAAGAGGCAUAAGAAAAUUCAUACUGGAGAGAAACCUUAUGUAUGUAAUGAAUGUGGAAAAGUCUUUAGGCGUAAAGAAGGCUUGGAUGUACAUGAGUUAGUUCAUACUGGUCAGAAGCCUUAUAAAUGUAAUGAAUGUGGAAAAGCCUACAGGCAGAAGGGAGGCCUUAAUACACAUAAGAGAAUUCAUACUGGAGAGAAACCCUUUAAAUGUAAUGAAUGUGGAAAAGCCUAUCGGCAGAAGGCAGACCUUAAUUCACAUAAGAGAAUUCAUACUGGAGAGAAACCCUUUAAAUGUAAUGAAUGUGGAAAAGCCUAUCGGCAGAAGGCAGGCCUUAAUUCACAUAAGAGAAUUCAUACUGGAGAGAAACCCUUUAAAUGUAAUGAAUGUGGAAAAGCCUAUUGGCAGAAAGCAGGCCUUAAUUCACAUAAGAGAAUUCAUACUGGAGAGAAACCCUUUAAAUGUAAUGGAUGUGGAAAAGUCUACCUGCAGAAUGCAGGUCUUAAUUCACAUAAGAGAAUUCAUACUGCAGAGAAACCCUUUAAAUGUAAUGAAUGUAGAAAAGUCUCCCUGUAUAAUGCAGAUCUUAAUUCACAUAAGAGAAUUCAUACUGGAGAGAAACCCUUUAAAUGUAAUGAAUAUGGAAAAACCUUCAUGGAGAAAAGUCAUUUUAAUUCACAUAAGAAAAGUCAUAACUGACAUGAAGUUCUAUAUAUGUAAAGAAUGUGGAAAACUCUUCAAACCUAAAGAACACCUUACUUUACAUAAAAGAUUUCAUAUUGGAGAGAAAUUAAAUUUAAAUACAAGAAUUGUGGAAAAGCUUUUAAGUGUAUAGAAACUUUUAAAAUUAAAAGAAAUUCAUACUGGAGGGAAAUCCUUUGAAUGUUCUGAUGUUGAAGCAGACUAUGGCUGAAAUCCAAACUUUGCAUAAUAAGAAAAUGAAAAAUAGAGAAAACUUCUUGUACAGCUCAAACCUUAAGAAAUAUCAGACAAUUCAUCCUGGUGAGAAAUCUAAAUGUAAAGAAUGUGAGAAAGUUUUCAAGGAACAAAAACAAUUUAUUUUACAUAAAAUAUUCACUAGCUCAAGCUGAUAUAGUACUUUAGGCCUUCAUACUGAUUGAGCAGUUGGGUUGGGGCAACAAUCUUAUGUAUCUAGGCAAUAUGGAGGAGUUAAGGGACAAAAUCCAAGGAGGAGUAGAUUGAGAUAUUGACACUUCUGGACAAAAGUUGUUUAAAGAUAACUAGACAGUCUCAGAAGUUGAACACAGUAUGGGUUACAAAGUCAAGUAAACUCCAGCUUCACAUCAUUCUAUGCAAAUAAGAAAAAUUCUGCUUGCUUCAUUAUCCUUAUAAUGGGGACCAAAUGAACUGUUUUAAAGUCCACAUCAUAAAUACUAACCAUUAUUAUUAUCUCAGUUUUUCUAAUUAAAUGUAAUGGUAAUUUUUAAUCUGCUCCCUCCCCCACCAUCUUCAUUGAGUCUUCAUAGAUUUUAUCCCAAAUCUAUUAGAAUUCUCUUGAAUCAAUGCAUUGCUGAACAGACUUAAGUCUAUCUUAGUUGAUCUCUGCACAAUGUUGCUGUUACAGUUUCUGCUUCUGCUCAUUUUACUGAGCUUCACUUCAUGCAGGUCUUUGCAGUUUUUCUGACUUCUGUUUACUUAUUUUUUAUACAACAAUUGUAAUCCAUAUCAUUCGUAUAUAACAAUUUACUCAGCCUUUCCCCAAUUGAUGGCUAGCCUCUCAGCUUCUAUUUUUUUUUAUCAAUACAAAUAACUACUCUAAAUUUUUUUAUACACAUUAUCCUUUUUCCCUUUUUAAUAAUCUCUUUGGGAUCUAGAAUUAGUACUGGUAUUGGUGAAGGGAUAUGCAUAGUUUAAUUGCCCUUCCAGUAAUUUCAAAUUACCUUCUAUAGUGGUUGAAUCAAUUGAUUUGAAAAUUGCCUGUUAUAUCUUUGACUAUUUGUCAGUUGUAUAACCCAAUUCUUUGUAUAUUUGAGAAACUGAGCCUUACCAAUUGUUUCCCAUUUUUCCCCUUCUAAUCUUGGUUGUAUUGUUCUGUUUGUGCUAAACCUGUUUAAUUCAGUAUAAUCAAAAUUUUCCAUUUUAUAUCUCAUAGUGCUCUCUAGCACUUGUUUACUGAAAAAUUUUUCAUUUUUUUAUAAUUCUGGAAGAUCAACUUUUCCUUGUUCUCUUGAUUUUCUCAUGUUAUCUAACCUUUGUACCUAAAUCAUGUACCCAUUUUGAUCUUAUCUUGGUAUGCAAUGUAAGAUUUUUGUCUUUAUGUACCUUGUACCAUGUUGUUUUCCAGUUUUCCCAGAUAUUGUUGUCAAAUAGUGAGUUCUUAUCCCAAAGGCAGGGGUUUUGGAGUUCAUCAAACUCUAGGGUAUUAAGGUCAUUUACUACUUGAGUCUUUUGUUCCUAAUCUAUUCUGCUGAUCCGCCAAUGUAUUUCUUAACCAGUACUGGAUCUAAUACUAAAAAUGAUAGUUUUGUCUUUUCAUUGCUUAUUCUGAGUCCAUCAAUUUCUUCUCUUAUUUGCUAGAGGUAACAUUUCCAGUACAAUAAUGUGAUAAUGUGCUAGGGUAUGGGACCCUGCCAAGAAGGAGUACAGAGAUCACCUCGACCUUUAGUGCAGAAUAAGUUUUUUGCCAUGUUGUAGAAACUUGCCCUUGCUGAGCAAGGAGCAGUGAUUUGUGACCACGGAAGCAGGAUCAGGCUGAGGAUCACAGUGCAGUUGCUCCUCUCCCCUGUGAGCAAGUUGCUAGAUUGCUGGAUCUGCUCUCCUCCCACUGGUAGAUGCUAUCAUAUGCAGAGACCAUGAGCUGCUUCUCUGAAUGGUGAUUGGGGUUUGCCUACUGUUCACUCACUGAUCACGCUGCAAAAAUGUGUAUCAGCAAGGCUCUACAGCAUAAUAAACUGGAGCUCUUUUCACACUGUGAGUCUCUUGCCUCAUUCCUCUCUCCUCUGAGAUCAAAGGGCUCAUAUACUUUGAGUGCUUAAGAUGGCUGCAACAAUAAUGGGCCUCCUUGCUUCACCUCUGAUCUGACUGGGAAGGCUUCUAAUUUAGUCCCAUAACAAUAAUGUUAUCUGGUUGUUUUAGAUAGAUAAUAAUUAUCAUUUUAAGGAAAACUCCAUUUAUUUCUCUCUUUAUUUAAUAGGAAUGGAUAUUGUAUUUUGUCAUAGAGAUGAUCAUAGUAUUUCUGUUGGUUUUAUUAUUGAAAGGACCACUUGUGCUGCUAAGUUUCCUAAUCUUGAAGCAACUGUAUUACUGGUAUAAAUUCCAUCUCAUUUUAGCGUAUUAUUCUGGUAAUAAAUUGCUAUAACCGCAUUUCUAAUGUUUUGUUUAAAAUUUUUGCUUCAACAAACUAGGAAAACAUCUUCACAGUUAAAGGUUCUGAUAAAGGCCUCAUUUCUAAAAUAUAUAGAAAACUGACUCAAAUUUAUAAGAAAUCAAGCCAUUCUCCAAUUGAUAAAUGGUCAAAGGAUAUGAACAGACAAUUUUCAGAGGAUGAAAUUGAAACUAUUACCACUCAUAUGAAAGAGUGUUCCAAAUCAUUAUUGAUCAGAGAAAUGCAAAUUAAGACAACUCUGAGAUACCACUACACACCUGUCAGAUUGGCUAAGAUGACAGGAAAAAAUAAUGAUGAAUGUUGGAGGGGAUGCGGGAAAAUUGGGACACUGACGCAUUGUUGGUGGAAUUGUGAAUGAAUCCAACCAUUCUGGAGAGCAAUCUGGAAUUAUGCCCCAAAAAUUAUCAAAUUGUGCAUACCCUUUGAUCCAGCAGUGUUUCUAUUGGGCUUAUAUCCCAAAGAAAUACUAAAGAAGGGAAAGGGACCUGUAUGUGCCAAAAUGUUUGUAGCAGCCCUAUUUGUAGUGGCUAGAAACUAGAAAAUGAAUGGAUGCCCAUCAAUUGGGGAAUGGCUGGGCAAAUUGUGGUAUAUGAAUGUUAUGGAAUAUUAUUGUUCUGUAAGAAAUGACCAGCAGGAUGAAUACAGAGAGGACUGGCGAGACUUACAUGAACUGAUGCUAAGUGAAAUGAGCAGAACCAGGAGAUCAUUAUACACUUCGACAACGAUAUUGUAUGAGGACAUAUUUUGAUGGAAGUGGAUUUCUUUGACAAAGAGACCUAACUAAGUUUCAAUUGAUAAAUGACGGACAAAAGCAGCUACACCCAAAGAACGAACACUGGGAAACGAAUGUGAACUAUCUGCAUUUUUGUUUUUCUUCCCAGGUUAUUUAUACCUUCUGAAACCAAUUCUCCCUAUGCAACAAGAGAACUGUUCGGUUCUGCAAACAUAUAUUGUAUCUAGGAUAUGCUGCAACAUAUCCAACAUAUAAAGGACUGCUUGCCAUCUAGGGGAGGGGGUGGAGGGAGGGAGGGAAAAAAAAAUCGGAAAAGAAACGAGUGCAAGGGAUAAUGUUGUCAAUAUAAAGUAAUCAUUAAAUAAAAAUUAAAAAAAAAUAAAAAUAAAAUAAAAUAAAAUUUUUGCUUCAGA